GGGGGACAAGGGAGGGGUUUCAGAAGACACUGAUCUGUGGACAGCAAUGAGCGCCCGGGCCACACGGCCCCGAAGCCGGCGAGGGAGACAUGCUCCACCUGUUGAGCUGGACCCUGUGGCUGAGAGUUCAGAGGAGGCCGAGGCAGCCAGCGGAAGCUCUGAGCUGGGCCCUGUGCCAUCUCAGGAAAGCUGCAAACCUGAGCUGCUGGGCCCUGAGGCAGAGGAGAGGGGGCAAGGCCCGAGGAGCAGAACUGACAAAGAGGCUGAUGGGGACUCUAGCAGGGGGCUGGCCCCAGCCCUCGAUGGGCCCCAGGAGCCUGCAGAAGAAGCCCACCAUGCCCCAGAGGCUGAGGAGGCUGUCCUCGCUGCACCUGGGGCCCCCGACGUGUUUCAGACUCUCCAGCAUGCUCUGAGCUCACUGGAGGCUGCAGCUGCCGCCUGGCGCUGCCAGCCCCUCAGCUGUCCUGGGCCAGUGGAGAUGGAGGGCAGAAUCCAGGGGGAACCAAGGCCCUGCCUGGAGCUGGAGGGGGCAGGGGGCUGCCAGCGGGAGGUGGCCCACCUGGCAGAAAGGAACGCCUGGCUACGUUUGGCCCUGGGCAGCCGUGAGGACGAGCUAAUCCACAUGCAGGCCUCCCUGGAGGCCCUCCAGGGAGAGAAGGAGACGCUGCAGAGAGAGGUCCAGGAGCUGCAGGAUUCCCUGCUGAGGCUGGAGCCCUUGCCACCUCCCUCUCAAAGCCAAGUGGAUGGCUUGGGCAGCAGUUCCAGCAGCUCUGGGACUGUCAGGGAACCCUGGACCACUCCGGAUCCCUUCUCCCUGUCUCACCCCCUGCUCCGGCGCCUCCAGAGUGAUUCCAGUGCCCAGAUCCUUGGGCCUCUCCCCAACCGGCCCCUUGCCCCUGAGAUGCACAUUGUGGAAGCUCAGAUGGAGCAGCUCCGGGGAAACAUCGAGAAGCUCAAAUGCUUUAACCGUCUGCUGUCUGCUGUGCUCCAGGGAUACAAGGGCCAGUGUGAGGGCCUCAGCAUGCAGCUAGGCCAGUGGGAGGCUGAGGCCACAGCACUACGUCUGGCCUUGCAAUAUAGUGAGCACUGUGAGGAAGUGUACAGAGUCCUGCUCACGCUCCGGGAGGCAGACUCAGGAGCAGAAGUCCCCAGGAGUGAUGUGGAGGCAGCUGAGAAGGAGGCUCAGAGGCUGCUAGCUCAAGAGGAGGCUGUCAUGGAUGGAGAAACACUGUGGGAUCCCCAGCCAAGCCCUGAGGGCAGCAGUGUGGAUAGGCCCACCCUACAGGAGGUGGCUCUCCAGCUCCGGGGCUAUGUGCAGCGUCUCCAGGAGCGCCGUGCUCUGGUGAAGAUUCUCCCAGAGCCUGGCCCCACCUUGGCACCCAUGCCCACUCUGCCCCAUGCAGAAGCCCUGGUGCAGGCCAUUCUGGAGACUCAACCUGGCCCAGCCCUGCCCCGGCUGGAGAAGAGGCGGAUCCAGCAGGACCUGGAGGCCACACGGGAGACCCUGGAGGACCUGAUGCUGAGGCUACAGCUGGUGCGGCGGGAGAAGCGGGGUCUGGAGCUGCAGGAGGCAGCCCUCCGAGCCCAGGGCCCGGUCCACAUGCUCCUGCUGGAGCAGCUGCAGUGGGAACGGGCGCAGCUUCAGACGCGCGGGGCCAACAGCAGCGGUGGUGGCAGCAGUGGCGGGAGCAGUGGCGAUGAGGAGGCCUGGUCCCAGGGCCCUGCUAUCCCUGGAGGCAGCAGGGGCAUUGAUGGAGGCCAGGUGGGGCAGGUGCAGGACCCGGAGGAGCUAGCUCAGGAACUGUCAGCAUCACUGGCCCG
Molecule: messenger RNA, 1821 nt
Organism: Myotis lucifugus (little brown bat)
Lineage: Eukaryota; Metazoa; Chordata; Mammalia; Chiroptera; Vespertilionidae
Gene: USHBP1
Product: USH1 protein network component harmonin binding protein 1
Exons: 10
Source: RefSeq, a predicted model, not a curated record